Molecule: messenger RNA, 2723 nt
Organism: Daucus carota subsp. sativus
Lineage: Eukaryota; Viridiplantae; Streptophyta; Magnoliopsida; Apiales; Apiaceae
Product: receptor protein kinase-like protein ZAR1
Exons: 2
Coding region: 190-2310 (706 amino acids)
Biological process (GO): protein phosphorylation
Molecular function (GO): ATP binding; protein kinase activity; protein binding
Source: RefSeq, a predicted model, not a curated record
AUUUUCCCAAUGUCUAGUUUACUGUAAACCAGCUUUACUCUUUCUUCAACACUUCUGUCCUCUCCCUUGUCCAUACUCUCCUUUUGUCAAAGCUUUCACCACCACUCCAUUCACUUUCUUACUCUAUGUUCAUGUCUCAAAGGUAAGCUUUCUUGAACCCCCUUAAUUUCUUGCAAUCUUUUACUAAAAAUGCUUUUUUUAGUUUUGCUCAUUUUAGUGUUGUUGAGCUCACAAAGCUCAGUGGAUUGUGUGAAUGAUGAAGGGUAUGCACUUUUGUCAUUUAAACAAGCCAUUAGUGAUGACCCACUAGGGGCAUUUGCAAGCUGGAACAUUUCUGAUGAGACCCCUUGUUCUUGGAGUGGUGUGACAUGCAAAGAGGAGAGAGUUGUGUCUGUAAGUAUACCAAAGCAGAAGCUUCAAGGGCUUGUGUCACCUUCUUUAGGGUCUUUGUCUCAGCUAAGACAUGUUAAUUUGAGGAACAAUAGGUUGAUUGGGAGCUUGCCUUUUGAGCUUUUUAGAGCUCAAGGGCUUCAAAGUUUGGUGCUUUAUGGGAAUUCUUUAUCUGGCUCAGUUCCAUUUGACAUUGGGAAGCUUAGUUACCUUCAGACUUUGGAUUUGUCUCAGAAUUUACUUAAUGGGUCAUUACCAAGUUCAUUGAUCCAGUGUAAGAGACUUAGGACUCUUGUUCUUAGUCAAAAUAAUUUUAGUGGUGGUUUACCUGAGGGGUUUGGGACUAGUUUAGUUUCUCUUGAAAAACUUGAUAUUUCGAUUAACAGGUUUAGUGGUCCUCUUCCUAGUGACUUGGGGAAUUUAUCGAAUUUGCAAGGAACUGCUGAUUUGUCACAUAAUUUGUUUAGUGGUUCGAUUCCAGCUAGUCUUGGAAACCUUCCUGAGAAGGUUUAUAUAGAUCUUACUUAUAACAAUCUUACUGGUCCAAUACCGCAAACCGGUGCUCUGAUCAAUAGAGGACCUACAGCUUUUAUUGGGAAUCCUGGGCUUUGUGGACCUCCAUUGAAAAGCCAGUGUAGUACAAGUGCAAGUUCACCUUCGUCGUCUAUUCCGUUUUUACCAAGUGAUGUUCCACCGGGUGAUGCUGCUGCGAAGGGUGCGAAAAGAGGCCUAAGUAAAGGAUCUAUAAUCGCUAUUGUUGUGGGUGAUGUUAUCGGAAUAUGUCUUUUUGGUUUAGUGUUUAUGUAUUGUUAUUCAAGGGUAUGUGGCAUCAGAAGAAGUGAAAAUGCUUAUGGUUCUGGGAAGAAAUUGAAGGGGAGGACGGACUGUUUAUGCUUUGGGAAGGAUGAGUCGGAGACCUUAUCAGAAAAAGUGGAGCAAUAUGACCUAGUACCAUUGGGCGUGCAGCUCGGAUUUGACCUGGAAGAGCUUCUUAAGGCUUCUGCGUUUGUGCUAGGGAAGAGCGGGAUUGGAAUUGUUUACAAAGUUGUGCUUGAAGAUGGAAAUACCUUGGCUGUGAGAAGGUUGGGCGAAGGGGGUACACAAAGGUUUAAGGAAUUUCAGAAAGAAGUAGAAGCAAUUGGGAAGCUUAGGCAUCCUAACAUUGUAACUCUUAGAGCCUAUUAUUGGUCUGUUGAUGAGAAGCUGCUCAUAUAUGAUUACAUUCAGAAUGGUAACCUUGCCACUGCAAUUCAUGGGAAGCCGGGAAUGAUUCCUUUUACACCUCUCUCAUGGCCUUCUCGGUUGAAGAUUAUGAAAGGAGUUGCAAAAGGCUUGGUUUAUCUGCAUGAAUUCAGCCCCAAAAAGUAUGUCCAUGGAGACCUCAAGCCAACAAAUAUUUUACUUGGACAGAACAUGGAAGCCUUGAUCUCUGACUUCGGACUUGGACGCCUUGCUAACAUAGCUGGAGGAACUCCAAUUGUGGAAUCCAGCAGAAUGGCUUCUGAAAAUCUUCACGAGAAGCAGCAAGACAAUGCACCCUCAGAAGUCACCAUGGUAAACUCGCCUGCAAAUUUGAGAUCUUGUUAUCAAGAUCCUGAGGCCCUAAAAGCUAUCAAGCCAUCACAGAAAUGGGAUGUUUAUUCAUAUGGGGUCAUCCUACUCGAAAUGAUUAGUGGAAGACCACCUAUCAUCCAACUGGACACCACAGAAAUGGAUAUUGUUCACUGGAUUCAGCUCUGCAUCGAGGAGAAAACGCCAUUUUCAGAAGUUCUAGACCCAUACUUAAUUAAAGAUGCUGAUAGAGAGGAUGAAAUAAUUGCGGUUCUAAAAAUCGCAAUGACAUGCAUACAGAGUAGCCCCGAGAGAAGACCAUCAAUGAGGCACAUCUUCGAUUCUUUAGAAAGACUUUCCGCUAAAUGAACUGUUAUUACGACACGUCAUGACAAAUGAACUUGGGCAUUGUGGCUCUAUGAGAAUGAAUUUCGGCAGUGGGGGUUAAUUGCAGAAUUGUUAGAAUUGAAAGAAGAGUGGAUGACGGAAAUGGACUUGUCUCCUGAAAGGGCCCAGUUGGAUGAUAUUACUUAAUUUUGGUGACUACUCUCUUCAUGGCCUUGUUUUACUACAUGUGAGAAAUGUCUUUAUGUGGCUCUUAUUACUGGCAUUUUCUGUUUGUUGUUUGUGUCCCUAGAUAUAUGUAUCAAUGGUUUCCCCCCUUGUUAUUGUGUACCUCUGUACUGCACUAGAACUUUUCAGAACAAAGAAAUUUGAGCCGAGCAGUCAGAAUUUAACUGCUAGUCACAUUUAUCAUAAAUACUUAAUAUCUUUUUUUCUCA